Molecule: messenger RNA, 1508 nt
Organism: Cheilinus undulatus (humphead wrasse)
Lineage: Eukaryota; Metazoa; Chordata; Actinopteri; Labriformes; Labridae
Product: keratin, type I cytoskeletal 18-like
Exons: 7
Coding region: 83-1273 (396 amino acids)
Biological process (GO): intermediate filament cytoskeleton organization
Cellular component (GO): keratin filament
Molecular function (GO): structural molecule activity
Source: RefSeq, a predicted model, not a curated record
CUGCCAGCGUCACUUUCUCAGCCGGCCUGUUGUGAGCCUCCACAUCUCAUUUUUUAAAUCUCAUUCGCUGAACUUCACCAACAUGAGCAUCAAAAGAACCAGCAUGCCCUUCACCCGCUCCUCUCCUCAGUACAGUUCUUAUAGUGUUAUUGGAGGCUCUGGUGGAUCUGGCACCCGCAUUUCACCUGUUUCUGCACCCUUUCUGCGGUCCAGUGCCCCUUUCGCCUCUUCUUCCUCAACCCUCAAGCUGAGCAGUGGAAUGGGCUCAGGUUUUGGCAGUGCCGGUGCAUCUGUGGCAGCUGGCAGCGGUUCCAGUGGUGCAGGGAUCCUGGGCAACGAGAAGGGAGCCAUGCAGAACCUGAAUGACCGCCUGGCCAACUACCUGGAGACAGUGAGGAACCUGGAGAAGGCCAACAAGGAGCUGGAGAUAAAGAUCAUGCAGGCGCUGGAGAAGGGGGGUCCAGACAUGAGAGACUACAGCAAGUAUGAGCCCAUCAUUGAAGACCUGCGCAGACAGAUCUUCGAUAAGAUCUCCGAGAACGCUCGUUUGGUGCUCCAGAUUGACAACGCCCGUCUUGCUGCUGAUGACUUCAAAGUAAAGUAUGACAAUGAAAUGGCAAUCCGGCAGUCUGUGGAGGCCGACAUCGCUGGGCUGAAGAAAGUCAUCGAUGACACCAACAUGACCAGGAUGAACAUUGAGAGUGAGAUCGAGGCUGUGAAGGAGGAGCUUGCUUUCCUCAAGAGGAACCACGAGAAUGAAGUGAUGGAGCUGAGGAAUCAGAUCUCUCAGUCAGGUGUGCAGGUUGAUGUAGACGCUCCUAAAGGUCAGGACCUAUCUCAGAUCAUGGAGGAAAUGAGGGGUAAUUAUGAGAAGAUUGCCAUGAAGAACGCAGAGGACCUUAAACGAUGGCAUGAAAAUCAGAUUCAAGACGUACAGGUUCAGGUAUCACAGAACACAGAAGCUCUGCAGGGAGCCCAGAUGGAGAGGAGCGAUUUAACACGGCAGAUACAGACCCUGGAAAUCGAACUUGCGUCCCAACAGAGCUUAAAAGCCUCCUUAGAAGACACAUUACGCAACACAGAGCUGCGAAAUAACAUGGAAAUGGAGAAGUACAACGCCAUCAUUUUACGCCUGGAGGAGGAGCUGUCCAACUUACGUGCAAACAUCCAGCAGCAGACGCAGGAAUACGAGGCGCUACUCAACAUGAAGAUGAAACUGGAGGCUGAGAUUUCCACAUACAAGAGUCUGCUGGAUGGAGGAGACUUCAAGUAAGAGUUAAAAAGAGAUGGAGGAGAAAAAAAAGGAUGGUGGUAGCAGAGGCUGCAGGACGCACUCGAUGAGCUGGCGGGAGCGAGCUAAUUUGGAACAAAGGAACAAAUGCCACCCCAACAAUGAAAGAAGAACAAACCACAAUGAAAUACUUUGGGAAAAAAUUGAUUCAUUAAUUUAAAGAGGGUGCAGCUGUCUAUAGCCAAAAAAAAUGAAUAAAACCACUAUUUGACCCACA